Molecule: messenger RNA, 1098 nt
Organism: Mesocestoides corti
Lineage: Eukaryota; Metazoa; Platyhelminthes; Cestoda; Cyclophyllidea; Mesocestoididae
Source: the annotation of a GenBank genome assembly
GAGACAUUCGUUGUCAAAUCAGAAGAGAGAACUCCUUCUCUAGAUACAUCCCAAUGGCCACUUCUGCUUAAAAAUGUGCAUUUAAUGAACAUUAGGGAUAGUCAUUUUGAAGCGAACACCUGUGGUUACUCACCUUUGCAUCGACCACUCGAGGAACACUUAAAGCACGGCGUCAUCAAUCUAGACAAGCCCUCUAAUCCAUCUUCACACGAGGUUGUCGCUUGGGUCAAGCGUGCAUUGAAUGUCGAGAAGACUGGACACAGUGGCACACUUGAUCCAAAGGUCACCGGCUGUCUCAUCGUCUGCAUUGACAGGGCCACCCGCCUUGUCAAAUCUCAGCAAAGUGCUGGCAAGGUCUACAUCGCUAUUUUCCGUCUGCAUGAGUGCAUAUCUGACGUAAAACGUGUCCAGCAAGUUUGCGAAAAGUUAAAAGGUGCUCUCUUCCAAAGACCGCCGCUUAUUGCCGCAGUCAAGAGACAGCUUCGCAUUCGGACAAUUUACGAUAGCAAGCUUCUGGAAUACGACGCAGAGAAGGGUUUGGGUGUGCUCAAACUUGAUUGCGAGGCCGGUACUUAUGUUCGGACCCAUUGUGUGCACCUUGGUCUUCUACUUGGGUGUGGUGGAGUGAUGGAGGAACUUCGCAGGAUUCGUUCUGGCAUUCUUACAGAAGACGAUAACAUGGUUACUAUGCAUGAUGUUUUGGAUGCAAAGUGGUUUUACGAUAAUCGUAAGGACGAGAAGUACCUGCGUCGCGUUGUUAUGCCUCUCGAGAAGCUGCUUAUCGGGCACAAACAUUGUUCUCAUGACCACCAAGGGCGAGCCAUCGCACAGAUGACCACUGCCACCUUGGCAACGUGUGACCAUGGCAUUGUUGCUAAGCUAAAGCGGGUCAUCAUGGAUCGUGAUCUCUACCCACGCCAAUGGGGUCUCGGUCCGGUGGCUUCUGAACGCAAAAAGAUGAUUGCACAAGGUCUUAUUAGUAAAUUUGGAAAGCCGACUGAAAACGCCGCUGGCGAGGUCAAAUCUGCUGCCGACAACGGUGAAAGCGCACCGGCAGCUCCCUCAUCAUCGGAUUCAAGCGAUUCUGACAGCGAUUAA